Molecule: messenger RNA, 1163 nt
Organism: Pundamilia nyererei
Lineage: Eukaryota; Metazoa; Chordata; Actinopteri; Cichliformes; Cichlidae
Product: transmembrane protein 100-like
Exons: 3
Coding region: 286-762 (158 amino acids)
Biological process (GO): cellular response to BMP stimulus
Cellular component (GO): plasma membrane
Source: RefSeq, a predicted model, not a curated record
GCUGAUUGGUCCCAGAUGUUAACACGAGUUUGCAGCUGCAGCACGGAGGCUCCCGCGCUCGCUGCCGAUGUGGAGGAGCUUUAACUCCGGGGCGGAGGUCCUCUGGAGGAGUCUGCAGUCCCAUUAAGUAAUGUGAGGACGAUGCAGAGCAGCGAGCCAGAGGAGGCUCCACGCCGAGGAGACCCCGACCUGCUCAGACUCAAACCGGCGCUCUGAGGGAUGGACGGCUGCUCGCUGACACACUAGCUGUUCUCUGAUUGGCUGAUCCCUGACACCUGCAUCAAGAUGGCUCACCUGUUCCUCGCCAGCAAGAUCACAAUGCCCGAUGACCUCCACAGCAAAGGCGGCGGUGGCAGGGUCCCCCGGAGCGCCAUGAAGGUGCCGCCGUCCAUCUCCGCCGAGAAGCUGAGCCGGGACAAGCCCAGGAAGGAUCGUAGAGUCGUCGUGACAACGCACGUCCCGCAUGUCAAUGAAGUCCAGCUUACAGCGGCGACGGGCGGCGCCGAGAUGUCCUGCUACCGCUGCACCAUCCCGUUCGGCGUGGUGGUCCUCAUCGCUGGCAUUGUGGUGACGGCGGUGGCCUACACCUUCAACUCCCACGGGUCCACCAUCACGGUGCUGGGACUGGUGCUGCUGUCUGUUGGGCUGGGGCUGCUGGGCGCCAGCGCCAUCUGCUGGAAGGUCCGACAGAAGAAGAAAAAGGACAAGCGACGGGAGAGCCAGACCGCCCUCAUGGCGAGCCACGGGUACUGCGUGGUCUGAGCUCAGACCUCUGAAGUGAAUAACAACACAAACUAACAGGAUUUGAGACGCUUUACAAACUGCAGAGACCUCGCUGUGCUGUUUCCUCCUGCAGCUGACGCGAGGACAGCCGCAGAUGUUAACGACGAGCAGGGCGAAGGACGCGUCUCGGACAAAACAUUACUAAUGGAGACGCCUUCAUCAGCUGGAGGUGUUGGAUGAGGAAAAGCUUGCUUUAGUGCUGACACAAAGAGAUAAAUAACACGUCAUUAAUUUUACAAAUAUGCUGAUAAACCAAUUUUUCAAGCAGAAAUUCAGAAUAUUUUCAGGUCCCAGCUCCUCAAAUCUGCCCGAUUUCUCUGAUUUAUCUGUCGUCGAGGUUCUGGAGUACAAACAUGUGAACCUCCAAACACCCACCCUGC